Macrobrachium nipponense is the source of this 1861-nucleotide messenger RNA. RefSeq names its product zinc finger protein OZF-like. The record is from RefSeq and is a predicted model, not a curated record. Gene Ontology annotation, biological process: regulation of transcription by RNA polymerase II. The transcript has 2 exons. The coding region runs from base 166 to 1335 and encodes 389 amino acids. Lineage: Eukaryota; Metazoa; Arthropoda; Malacostraca; Decapoda; Palaemonidae. Gene Ontology annotation, molecular function: DNA-binding transcription factor activity, RNA polymerase II-specific; RNA polymerase II cis-regulatory region sequence-specific DNA binding.
AUAUUAGAUUCAUACAUCAGCAGUGAAAUCUGUUUGUAGUCCUUCAAGAUAUUGUACUUAACUUUUUAACAGAUUUAUUCAGUAAUUAUUUGUCAACAAUUGUGUGUUAAGAGUUGUGAAUUGAACACAUUGUCAUUACAGAACAGGACAGGACAUAAGGCUAAAAUGAAUCCAGGACAUUCUUUAGAAUUUCCUUUGAAAAAUGAAACUGAAGGUGCAUUAUCCCUACCUUCCAUAAAUCAAGAAAACAGCAACUUGGCUGCCUUUAGUGGAACCAGUGAUGGAGACUUUAUGUCUCUGGAUUCAUUGAUGGACAUCAAAAUAGAGCCAGAGGAAUUCCAUGAGUCUAAUGAGGAUGAUGAAUUUUCAUAUGAAAAACAUCUACAAACUUGCAAAAAGGAAGUAAAACAAGAAAGAAGGAUCCGUGACAAUGGAGAGAAGCCUUUCGUAUCCACUGACUGUGAGAAAGCACUUUACAAGAAAAUUAAUCUUACAAAUGAUAUCACAAAUCCUACCAGAGAGAAAUUCAAAUGCAAUGACUGUGGGAAAGCAUUUUCCCACAAAAUACAUCUUAUAGUUCAUAUGAGAAUCCAUACCGGAGAGAAGCCAUUCAUAUGCAAGGAAUGUGGGAAAGCAUUUUCCUUGAAACAUAAUCUUAUAGUUCAUAUGAGAAUCCAUACAGGAGAGAAGCCAUUCAUGUGCAACGAAUGUGGGAAAGCAUUUUCCCAGAAACCAAAUCUUACAAGUCAUAUGAGAAUCCAUACAGGAGAGAAGCCAUUCAUGUGCAACGAAUGUGGAAAAGCAUUUUCCCAGAAACUACAGCUUGCAAGUCAUAUGAAAAUCCACACUGGAGAGACACCAUUCAGAUGCAAGGUAUGUGGGAAAGCAUUUUCCCACAAACCAAGUCUUACAAGACAUAUGAGAUUUCAUACUGGAGAGGAAGCCAAUAUAAUGUGCAAGGGAAGUGGGAAAAGAUACCCACCAAACCAAAUCUACAAGUCAUAUGAGAUUUCAUACUGGAGAGAAGCCAUAUAUUCCUAUGAGAAUUGCCAUACUGGAGAGAAGCCAUAUAUGUGCAAGGAAUGUGGGAAAGCAUUUACCCACAAACCAAAUCUUACAAGUCAUAUGAGAUUGCAUACUGGAGAGAAGCCAUAUAUGUGCAAGGAAUGUGGGAAAGCAUUUUCCCUGAAAUCAAGUCUUACAAGUCAUAUGAGACUGCAUACUGGAGAGAAGCCAUAUAUGUGCAAGGAAUGUGGGAAAGCAUUUUCCCACAAACCAAGACUUACACAUCAUAUGAGGUUGCAUACUGGAGAGGAAAAAGAAACAACAUGUUGAAAUAAACCAGUUAAGUGCAGAGAUGUCUCAAAUGACCAACUAUAUGUGAGAUCAAAAUCACUGAUAAAAUCUGCUCAAGAAAAUAAGGAAAAUAAAGAAAAAAUACAGAAUAGGGGAUGAACAAAUGAGUGGAAAACUGGCAGAUCAACAAGCCAAUAUAAAGGCCCUAGCUUCACAAAUAGGAAAAAGACCAGGCAGAUAAACGUAAAACAGAUAAAUAGGCAGUUUGGUGAAAAUCCAAAGAUUCUGUAUAGGAAGAUUAUGAAAGAAACAGUGGAGGUAUGAACAUCACCGAGCAAGGAAUACCUAGAGAAAUUUUGGAAGCCACUGUUUGAAGACCCUAGACAACACCAAGAGAAUUCAUGGAUUGACACCAUUAGGCAGAAGAACAGCCAGAAACAGAAAAUGCCACCAAUAAGGUUCUCCAUCAAAAAAGUAACAAAGAAAAUAAAAGAAUAUAAUAAUUUCAAGAUAACAGUAAUAGACGAGAUCCAAGACUGAGCUCCCUAAAAGCUCAGAGACUGAG